Molecule: messenger RNA, 3213 nt
Organism: Prosopis cineraria
Lineage: Eukaryota; Viridiplantae; Streptophyta; Magnoliopsida; Fabales; Fabaceae
Product: pentatricopeptide repeat-containing protein At4g19440, chloroplastic-like
Molecular function (GO): protein binding
Source: RefSeq, a predicted model, not a curated record
AGUCACGUCUCAUGUGCCCAGUAGCAAAACAUCAACGCCCAUUUUCUCCUCCUUCGUCGCUCUCCAUCCCCAUGGCAAGAGAGGCUCUGUCACUUCCUAUCUUGUGAGGCGAAGCUACCCAGAUCAUGGCUUCCGCUUCCGCUUCAGCUUCAUUAUAAUUAUAAAACCACUCAGAGUGCAUUUCGAAGACCCACAAAUUCCAACCAAUGCUUUGUUCAAUGGAUUUGAGAAGGCUUUCAAGAGCUAUGCCUUCUCCUUUCUCGGCACGCAUCUCGCGUUCCUUGACCUGGGUGACAUCAACCCACUUUAGCCCUCCUCAAUCUCCACCUCCAAAGCCUCAGAGUCAAUCAUUACCUUCUUCUGAGCAGAGCCUGCUUGAUUUGGUGCAUUCUAUUCUCUCCAGCAAGGUUCUGGAUUCUGCUACCUGUCAAGCUUUGAUAACCCGCUUGUCGCCUCUUGAAUUUGAUCACGUAUUCUUUACUAUUAAAUCCAAUGUGAACCUCAAAACAACUCUUCUCUUCUUUCAUUUCGCUGCUGAUUCUUUCAAGUUUCGAUUCACGGUUCGGUCGUACUGCCUUUUGGUUCGUUUGCUUCUAUCUUCGACCCUUUUAUCACCUGCAAGGUUGCUUUUAAUCCGUCUGAUUGAUGGGGAGUUGCCUGCUUUGUUUGGUGACUACGAUAGGCACAUUGAAAUAGCUGCUUCAAUGUUGGAGUUAAAUACCGUCACGGAAAAAAAUCAUGAUGGAUUGGAUUUGUUGAUUCAUGUUUUCUGCACCCGAUUCAAGGAUUCGGGUCUACAUGCUGCUAUUGAUAUAUUUUACUUAUUUUGGAGAAAGGGGACGUUUCCAUCUCAGAAAAUUUGCAACUUGUUGUUGAACUCAUUAUUGAAGGCUAAUGAACUUCAAAAGUGUUAUGAAGUGUUUGAUGCUUAUUGUCAACUUGUUUUACCGGAUGUUUACACCUGCACUACUGCAAUCAAUGCAUUUUUCAAAGGAGGCAGGGCGGAGGAUGCAAUUAGUUUUUUGAAAAUGGAGGAGGUUGGUGUUUCACCUAAUGUUGUUACCUACAAUAACAUGAUUGAUGGGCUCUGCAAGAGUGCUAGAUUAGAAGAGGCAUUUCGAUUUAAAGAAAGGAUGGUAAAAAGUAAUGUGAAUCCAAGUCUUAUAACCUAUAGCGUGCUUAUCAAUGCUUUGGUGAAAUCGGAGAAAUAUGAUGAAGCAAAUUGCAUUUUGGUGGAAAUGUCGGACAGUGGCUUUACUGCCAACGAGUUUGUUUAUAACACGCUGAUUGAUGGAUGCUGUAGGAGGGGAAAUAUGAGUGAAGCACUGAGGAUCAAUGAUAACAUGUUAUCUAAGGGCAUAAAACCCAAUUCUGUUGCUCUUAAUACUCUUUUACAAGGUUUUUGCAGAACUAAUAAAAUAGAGCAAGCUGAGAAAAUAUUAGAGGAGAUAUUAUCCAGUGGGUUAUCUAUUAACCUGGAUGCAUGUUUUUCUGUUAUUCAUUCUCUAUGUAAGAAAGCAAAGUUUGAUUCUGCCCUUCGAUUUGUUAGAGAGUUGUUAUUGAAAAAUAUCAAGCCUAGUGAUAACUUGCUUACCGCAUUAGUCCACGGCCUUUGUAAGUGUAGAAAACAUUCAGAGGCUAUUGAGCUUUGGUUUAGCCUUGCAGAUAAAGGCUUUGCAGCCAAUACUAUUACCUCAAAUGCUCUUCUUCAUGGACUUUGUGAACAAGGGAACUUUCAGAGGGUUGACACAAUACUCCAAAAGAUGCUUGAGAGGGGUUUGGUAUUGGACAGGAUCUCAUACAACAUACUCAUUCUUGGCUGUUGCAAAAGCGGUAUGGUUGAACAAGGUUUCAAGCUUAAGAAAGAGAUGGCUAAGCAAGGGAUCCAACCAGAUAUACAAACCUACAAUUGUAUAAUGAAGAGUUUAGUUGAUAUGGGUAAAAUGGAUGAUGCUAGUAAGCUUUUGCAUGAAGGCCAGCAAGAGGGCUUGCUUCCAAAUGUCUAUACAUAUGCAUUGAUCAUUAAAGGAUAUUGUAAGUUUGACAGACUUGAUGACGCUAUAAGCUUAUUCAAUGAGUUAGUUAAUAAUAGGAUAGUAGAACUAAAUUCUGUUGUUUAUAACAUACUUAUAUCAGCCUAUUGUCGAAUUGGUAAUGUGAUAGAAGCCUUCAAACUUCGUGAUGCCAUGAAAAGUAGGGGUAUUCCACCAACAUGUGCCACAUUUUCUUCUCUAAUACAUGGAAUGAGCAAUAUUGGCCGUGUUGAUGAGGCAAAAGAUAUUUUUGAAGAAAUGAGAAAAGUAGGCUUGUUACCAGACGUUGUAUGUUAUACUGCACUUAUUGGGGGUUACUGUAAGCUUGGCCAGAUGGAUAGAGCGAUAAGUGUCUUGCUUGAAAUGUCUGCAAACAAUAUACAUCCCAAUAAAAUUACAUACACUGUUAUAAUUGAUGGGUAUAGCAAAUUGGGCUAUAUGAAAGAAGCAAAUGAGAUUUUAUGUAAGAUGAUAGUAAAUGGUAUAACACCAGAUACUGUCACUUGUAAUGCAUUGGUAAAUGGGCAUUGCAAGGAAAGGAAACUACAAGAAGCCUUUCAACUGUGUGAUCACAUGUCUGGUGGUGGAGUAUCACUAGAUGAAAUUACAUAUACGACGUUGGUUCAUGGGUUGCAUCCUCCUUCAGCACUUAGCUUUCAAGAGUAAUUAGUAAACUUCUCUGAUUUGGUUGAUACCAUGAAUCUUGGGAUUGAUGCUGUCACAAUUAUGCUCAGCCUCAGCAUUUCCUGAAGAUGAAGGUUUCAUAUGCUUGAUAUCCAACAUGUGGAUUAAAGGCAACAACUAAGGCAGCAUGCUCUUUCCCCAGAUUCCCAAUCGAAGAAUGAACUUGGAGCUUAAGAGGGAAAUUAAAUUCUCGAGUGUACAAGGACUGCCCCACAGCAAUGAUUUUCUUGCUCCUUAACCAUCUACCAGGCAUCUCUGAAACAAGUGACAUGGUCAAGUAUCAAAAGGACGACUCUGUCAUUUUUACUAAUUUUUGUCCAGUGAGCAUCAUGAGAUGCGGGAGAGCAUAAUAAUGUCACGCAAUCCAUGUAGUAUCCCAUCUACUGAGAUAAGGCUUGUCGUUAUUCUCAUGAUGUGAUAGAGUAUAAUGAUGUUGCACAAUUCAUGUAGCCAAUCUUAUUUAGUGGAAUAAGGCUUGUCGAUGUUGUUAAGUGUC